CAUGAUAAAGGACAGAGUAAUUUUGGCAACUAAAAUUUAUACUUUUUGCCUCCUACUAGGUGAGAAGGAAGACUUGCCCCCUGUGGAAGGAAGUCCACGGGAGUUCGCCAGAAGUCUGAAGGAACUGGAGAGGUGUGGCUGGUACUGGGGUCCUAUGAACUGGGACGAUGCAGAAACAAAGCUUGCUGGGAAGCCUGACGGCUCCUUCCUUGUCCGUGACAGUUCUGACGACCGCUACAUCCUGAGCCUGAGUUUCAGGGCACGGGGAGGGACUCAUCACACCAGGAUAGAACACAGCAAAGGUGUGUUCAGCUUCUGGUCACAGCCCAAGUCCCACGGAUGCUCGCCCUCCAUCGUGGAGUUCAUAGAGACCGCCAUGCUGCACUCCAACACAGGGAAGUUCCAGUACUACCUGCGUGCACGCGCCCUCGGCUCCCCGCCGGUCCCCGUCCUACUCCUCAAGCCCAUCUCUCGCUUUGAGAACCUGAAGACCCUACAGCACAUAUGUAGGUUUGUCAUCCGUAAACAAGUCCGCAUCGACCACAUCGAUCUCCUGCCCCUACCCAAGGGCCUGAAAGUGUACCUGACAGACUGUCAGUACUAUGAUAUCGAGGAGGAAACCUUCUUCGAUGAGAGGAAGAGGAAAGAGGAACAGAAAAGUGGUGAUGAUUCUGAUGAAGAUGAGGAAGACCAGAGAGAAGGGCUGUACUAAGGGAUGUAAAGUUCCUGAAUCUAGACACAUUCUAUGUGGGAUUAGCUCAAAGUAUAAGAAUUGUAAAGGUUUGUAAAGUAUAGUUUUGAAUUGCUGUAUAUGUAAAAGAAAUGCCUACUGAAAUAAGCUGUGUGGCCAUUGAGAAAAAGGUCCACUUGUUGCAUCGUUGUAUUUCAAUCCAUACAUGGAUUGAAAUAUAUUGUAUUAUAUAUAGAAUUGUCAUGGUAUUAUCUUUACUCUCUUUGUGAAAGGACAAGAUCAAUGAA
Molecule: messenger RNA, 978 nt
Organism: Branchiostoma floridae (Florida lancelet)
Lineage: Eukaryota; Metazoa; Chordata; Leptocardii; Amphioxiformes; Branchiostomatidae
Product: suppressor of cytokine signaling 7-like
Exons: 3
Coding region: 2-712 (236 amino acids)
Biological process (GO): intracellular signal transduction; phosphatidylinositol phosphate biosynthetic process
Cellular component (GO): phosphatidylinositol 3-kinase complex
Molecular function (GO): 1-phosphatidylinositol-3-kinase regulator activity
Source: RefSeq, a predicted model, not a curated record